UUCUGAACAUUUUAUUCCUACAUUUUCUCUCUGUCUCAUUGUCUGUUGAUCCUUACCUCUCCCUUGUUUUCUCUCUCAGAGCCAAGAAAAGAGGAAACAUCUUAAGAGAAAGGGAGUAAGAGAGAGAGAAAAAAAUGGGAGCCUGCGCAAGCAAACAAAAUGUGUUAAAUUGUGAAGCCCCUGAAGUCAAACCAGAAAAUGCAGCUGCCAAUUCUGUUGGGCUUGUGAUCAAAAAAGAUGUGGCGAAAAAUGAUGAGACACUCAUUGCCGAAGAUGGUGAUUCCGACAAAAACCCAUCUCUCGAUAAUUUACUCAAUAAUGAAGAAGAUACGGGUUCAAUAGAAGACAAAGAGGAGACAUCAGUAAAAGCUUCUAAAGUAGCAUCUGAGGAAGACAAGUUAGAAGAUGAGAAGGUUGUUGAUGAUGGUCCCAAAACCGAUGCUUCUACUUGUGUUGAAGAGAACAAAACAGAUGAAGUAAAAUCAAAAAUUCACGUCCAGAAGAAUGUGGAGGAAGUAGUAAAACCAUUAGUGGAGAGUGAGAAUAAAAUCGAUGAUCAAAAAAAAUUACCAGAAGUAGCUCCUACAGAGAAGACUGUAGAAGAAGUAAAACCUGCUAUCACUGAGGAUAAGAACAUUGAAGUGCAGUCAACAGCUGCUGAGGAUCCAAAUUUUGAAGCUGAGAAAAAGAAAACAGAAGACAAACCAGCUUCUACGAAGAAAGGCAAAUUUUGGUGGGAUAAGUAAACAAAACUGCAAAAUCUUUUUUAAAUUCAAAAGGAAUAUAUACAACUGAUUUUAUCAGCAACUAGUUUUCAUAAGUAUGAUUAAUUUUAUUCUUUACUACUGAAUGUCAUUCUCAUUCUCAUUUGAGGAAAUUUGUAUUUUCACCUUGUUCAUCGGCACAUUUACAUUCUAAUAUUUAUCAUUAGGCCAUUCUAGACAAAAUAAAGAUAACCAUUCUUCUAAUUUAA
Molecule: messenger RNA, 973 nt
Organism: Capsicum annuum
Lineage: Eukaryota; Viridiplantae; Streptophyta; Magnoliopsida; Solanales; Solanaceae
Product: chromo domain-containing protein cec-1
Exons: 2
Coding region: 135-746 (203 amino acids)
Source: RefSeq, a predicted model, not a curated record